Messenger RNA from Aedes albopictus (Asian tiger mosquito), 2289 nucleotides. RefSeq lists its product as uncharacterized. Gene Ontology annotation, molecular function: nucleic acid binding. Bases 1 to 2289 code for a protein of 762 amino acids. NCBI's taxonomy places the organism in Eukaryota, Metazoa, Arthropoda, Insecta, Diptera, Culicidae. The record is from RefSeq and is a predicted model, not a curated record. The transcript has a single exon. Gene Ontology annotation, biological process: DNA integration.
AUGAUCACGAAGCGCAUUGUAGUAUCCGACGUUUCGCGCCUGUUCGAUCCGCUAGGUCUGGUCGGACCUGUCAUCAUUCAGGCCAAGAUUUUCAUCCAGGAGCUGUGGAAGCAGAGUUGCGGCUGGGAUGACCCUCUGAGUCCCGAGUUACAGGAGCAAUGGCAGGAGUACAGACGCAAUCUAGCUGGAUUGGAAAACCUAACCGUUCCCCGCUGGGUAGGAACCGGCGGUCAUGCUACUACCAUCGAGCUACAUGGCUUCUGUGAUGCGUCAAACAAGGCGUACGGUGCUUGCUUCUACGUGCGAACCAUCUCCGAAACGGGGGAGGUGUGUGUGAGGUUGCUGACGGCGAAAUCACGAGUCGCCCCACUCGACAACCUGAAAAAAGGGAACAAGCGUCUCUCGACCCCACGGUUGGAGUUAUCGUCUGCGUUGCUGCUAGCCCACCUCUUCGAAAAGGUCGUGAGCAGCCUUGGCAUACGUGCAAGGUGCUUCUUCUGGACGGACUCAACCAUCGUCAAGUGUUGGCUAUCGUCGUCGCCGUCAAGAUGGAAGCAGUUCGUCGCAAAUAGGGUUUCGGAGAUUCAGCACAUAACGAAGGACGGUGUCUGGAAUCACGUUGCUGGACUGCAGAAUCCGGCGGAUAUCAUUUCCCGCGGAAUGGCUCCCGUACAGCUGCAAUACGAAUCGCUCUGGUUCAGUGGGCCGUAUUGGCUGAGGUCGGACGAAUGCAACUGGCCAUCAGCCCCACCGAUCAGCGAAGACGAAUUCGAUCCGGUGGAUCUCGAGGUCAAGACCGUCUCGGCAGCACUUCCAGUCAUCCAACCAAGCGAUAUCUUCAGCCUCCGAUCAUCGUUCAGCGACCUCCAGCGCCUCACUGCCUGGAUAUUACGAUUCCGCUACAAUUCGCAAUCGGCAAACCGAAGUACGCGACGCCAAGAAGCUCUCACGAAACUCGAAGAAGCGACGAAGGUGUUGGUUCGCCUCUGUCAGCAAGAAAGCUUUCCGCAGGAGUUGGCAGACCUGACGAGCGGCAGAGAAGUUAGAGAAUCGUCGAAGAUCCUAGCUCUAAACCCGCAACUCGAAGACGGAAUACUGUGCGUCGGCGGCCGGCUUCGUCACAUCGUCGUCGCUUACAUCGUCGUCGCGCACUACCAUCGAAAGUUGCUGCAUGGCGGACAACAACUGAUCAUUUCGACCGUCCGAGAACGUUUCUGGCCGACAAGCGUCCGGAAUCUCGUGCGGAAGGUGCUUCACGAGUGCGUGCCCUGUUUUCGAGUCAGACCCAAGAUCCAGGAUCAGCUCAUGGCUGACCUUCCACCGGAAAGAGUCACUCCUUGUCCACCGUUUCAGCGCGUAGGAGUCGAUUACUGCGGCCCGUUUCAAGUCGCUUACCCGCACCGACGUUCUCGGCCAGUGAAGAUCUUCGUCGCCGUCUACAUCUGCCUCGUUACCAAGGCUGUACACUUGGAGCUGGCGGCAGACUUGUCCGCUCAAGGUUUCAUUGCGACCUUGAAGCGCUUCUCCUCCCGGCGUGGCAAGCCGGAGUUAAUCAUGUGCGACAAUGGCAGAAACUUCGUUGGAGCGAGACGUCAACUAGACGAACUUCGUCGGCUGUUCAUCAACCAGCAAUUCCAGUCAGACGUAGUCAGGGAAGCGAACGAGGAGCAGAUAGAAUUCCGCUUCAUCCCAGCGCGGUCGCCAAACUUCGGCGGACUGUGGGAGUCAGCAGUCAAAUCGUUCAAGCUGCUGUUCAAACGGACGAUCGGCACGCACACGCUCCUGUACGACGAGAUGGCAACGAUUUUGGCCCAGGCGGAAGCAGUUCUGAAUUCGAGACCGCUGACGCCGCUCAGUAAUGACCCGGACGAUUUCGAAGCGUUAACUCCCGGGCAUUUCCUCAUCCAGCGUCCCCUCACGGCCAUUCCGGAACCAGAUCUGGAUGGAAUUCCCGAAAAUCGACUGUCAGCCUUCCAAAAGGCUCAACGGUACACACAGCAGUUGUGGAAAAACUGGUCCAAGCUUUACCUGUCGGACCUCCACAACCGGACGAAAUGGACUGUACGUCGGAACAACAUUGCAGUAGGGACCAUGGUGGUUCUGAAGGAUGAAGAACGACCGCCUCUAAAGUGGCAGCUCGGCCGGGUGACAGACGUUCACGCUGGCGAAGACGGGAAUGUGCGGGUCGUAACGGUUAAGACCAAAGACGGCAGCUACCGCAGAGCAGUAUCAAAGAUCUGCGUGCUGCCCAUCCGUGACAAUAUUGUAUCGUCGAACGGGGAGAACUAA